AUGCUCGCCGCACGAAGGGCAGCUCGGCAAGUCGCCGGGCUGAACCGCCGAUCAUUCGCGACUGUCAAUGACAGUGCCCUCACCAAGAAGGUCGAGAUGACCAACUGGGAGAAGGGUCACUUCAUCAACUACGCCAAGAUGAACGAGAACCUCGGCAUUGUCCGAUCAAGGCUUAACCGCCCGCUCACAUACGCCGAGAAGAUUCUCUACUCACAUCUCGACGACCCGCACGGACAAGAGAUCGAGCGUGGAAAGAGCUACCUCAAGCUCCGUCCCGACCGUGUUGCUUGCCAGGAUGCCACCGCCCAGAUGGCCAUCCUGCAAUUCAUGAGCGCCGGCAUGCCCUCUGUUGCAACACCCUCCACCGUCCACUGUGACCACUUGAUUGAGGCCCAGGUCGGUGGUGAGAAGGAUUUGGCUCGCGCCCAGGACAUCAACCGUGAGGUCUACGACUUCUUGAGCAGCGCUUGCGCCAAGUACAACAUUGGUUUCUGGAAGCCAGGCUCUGGUAUCAUUCACCAGAUUGUCAUUGAGAACUACGCUUUCCCCGGUGGUCUGAUGAUCGGUACCGACUCUCACACUCCCAACGCUGGUGGUCUCGGUAUGGUCGCCGUCGGUGUCGGUGGUGCUGACGCCGUCGAUGUCAUGGCCAACCUCCCAUGGGAGGUCAAGGCCCCUAAGAUCAUCGGUGUCAAGCUGACUGGUCGUCUCGGUGGCUGGACUACUCCUAAGGAUGUCAUCCUCAAGGUCGCUGGUAUCCUCACCGUCAAGGGUGGUACUGGUGCCAUUGUCGAGUACUUCGGUCCUGGUGUUGACAGCAUCAGCUGCACUGGUAUGGCCACUAUCUGCAACAUGGGUGCUGAAAUCGGUGCCACCACCUCGCUUUUCCCCUUCAACGACCGCAUGUACGACUACCUCGCCGCCACCAAGCGUACUGAGAUCGGAGACUUCGCCCGCAGCUACGCCCAGGAGCUUCGUUCGGACGAGAAGGCCGACUACGACCAGCUCAUCGAGAUCAACCUCGACGAGCUUGAGCCCCACAUCAACGGUCCCUUCACCCCCGAUCUUGCCACUCCCAUUAGCAAGUUCGCCCAGGCUGUCAAGGACAACAAGUGGCCCGAGGAGCUCAAGGUCGGUCUCAUCGGCUCUUGCACCAACUCCUCAUACGAGGACAUGAGCCGUGCUGCCUCCAUCGCCCAGGAUGCUCUGGACCACGGUAUCAAGGCCAAGUCUCUCUUCACUGUCACUCCCGGUUCCGAGCAGAUCCGUGCCACUAUCGAGCGCGAUGGCCAGCUGAAGACCCUCGAGGACUUCGGUGGUAUGGUUCUCGCCAACGCUUGCGGUCCUUGCAUUGGUCAAUGGGACCGUCGUGAUGUGAAGAAGGGCACUGCCAACUCCAUCAUCUCCUCCUACAACCGUAACUUCACUGGACGUAACGACGCCAACCCUGCCACUCACUCUUUCGUCGCCUCGCCCGAUCUCGUCGUCGCCAUGAUCAUCGCUGGUGACCUCAAGUUCAACCCGCUCACCGACACCCUCAAGGACAAGGACGGCAAGGACUUCAAGCUCAAGCCCCCGACUGGUGACGGUCUGCCCACUGGCGGAUACGACCCAGGCCGUGACACCUACCAGGCCCCUCCGGCCGACCGUGCCUCCGUCCAGGUCGCCGUCUCCCCCUCCUCCGACCGUCUCCAGAUCCUUUCUCCCUUCAACGCCUGGGACGGCAAGGACGCUCUUGACCUUCCUAUCCUGAUCAAGGCCCAGGGCAAGACCACCACCGACCACAUCUCCAUGGCCGGUCCGUGGUUGAAGUACCGUGGUCACUUGGACAACAUCUCCAACAACAUGCUCAUCGGUGCCAUCAACAGCGCCAACGGUGAGGCCAACAAGGUCCGCAACUUCACCACCAACGAGUACGAUGCUGUCCCCGCCACCGCCCGUGACUACAAGAAGAAGGGUAUUCGAUGGGUCGUCGUCGGUGACUGGAACUACGGUGAAGGUUCUUCCCGUGAGCACGCCGCUCUCGAGCCUCGCCACCUCGGUGGUCUCGCCAUCAUCACCCGCUCCUUCGCCCGUAUCCACGAGACCAACUUGAAGAAGCAGGGUAUGUUGCCCUUGACCUUCUCCGACCCGGCCGACUACGAGAAGCUCCAGCCCGAUGACAAGAUCGACCUGCUCUGCACCGAGCUCGCCGUCGGCCAGCCCUUGACUAUGCGCGUCCACCCCGCCAACGGCGACAAGACCUUCGACGUCAAGCUCAGCCACACCUUCAACGAGAGCCAGCUCGAGUGGUUCCACAACGGUUCCGCCCUGAACACCAUGGCCAAGAAGUCUUCCAAAUAAGUGCAAAAUCAAAUUUUGCAUGUUUGACAAGAUUAAGAGCUCGGAGACGAAGAACAGGACAAAAUAUCUCCAUGCUUGGCAAAUCCCCGGUAGAGUGAAGGAAAGCGCUUGCGCCACGCAGUCAGCCAUCAUACAGAUACGCUCACGCAUGACACCUGACGACAGGAAACGACGGCCUGCAAAGGCCAGGAUAUCCAUCGAGACGGCGGACCCGCGAAGCGCACAGAAUAUCUUGCCAAAUGAUGGCAAAAUAUUGUUGAUGGUGGUUUGAUGGAAAGGCAGGCUCGCAGCUGCAGUAGUUGUUGUUGUCUGAAGGAGGAUAUGUUACAUUGCAUUUGAAAAAUCCCGCGCGAGCCAACCAUGUAUGUAUGUGUCCAAUUGUAUAUGUCUUAUUUUGUG
Messenger RNA from Dissoconium aciculare CBS 342.82, 2742 nucleotides. Its product is annotated as aconitate hydratase. Gene Ontology annotation, molecular function: aconitate hydratase activity; 4 iron, 4 sulfur cluster binding. Gene Ontology annotation, cellular component: mitochondrion; cytosol. Lineage: Eukaryota; Fungi; Ascomycota; Dothideomycetes; Mycosphaerellales; Dissoconiaceae. The transcript has 7 exons. The coding region runs from base 1 to 2343 and encodes 780 amino acids. The record is from RefSeq and is a predicted model, not a curated record. Gene Ontology annotation, biological process: tricarboxylic acid cycle.